Molecule: messenger RNA, 2437 nt
Organism: Arabidopsis thaliana (thale cress)
Lineage: Eukaryota; Viridiplantae; Streptophyta; Magnoliopsida; Brassicales; Brassicaceae
Gene: RFO1
Product: Wall-associated kinase family protein
Exons: 3
Coding region: 20-2275 (751 amino acids)
Biological process (GO): cell surface receptor signaling pathway
Cellular component (GO): membrane
Molecular function (GO): protein kinase activity; protein serine/threonine kinase activity; protein serine kinase activity
Source: RefSeq, marked reviewed
GUCAUUAGAGAAAAAAAAAAUGAAGAGAAGGAGACUUUUUUUCUCUGUUCUACUCUCUAUCCUAACUCUGUUCAUCAAUGGUCCUUUGAUAACGACAGCUCAAUCUCCACCUUCUUCUUCAACUUCAUGUAACCGUAUCUGUGGAGGAAUCGAGAUUCCUUUUCCUUUUGGAAUCGGACGAAGAGACUGUUUUCUCAACGACUGGUACGAGGUUGUCUGUAACAGCACCACCUCCGGUAAAUCCUUAGCUCCGUUCCUCUAUAAGAUCAACAGAGAAUUAGUUAGCAUCACUCUUCGAAGCAGCAUCGACAGUUCCUACGGAGUUGUUCACAUUAAAUCUCCGGUGACUUCCUCCGGCUGUUCUCAACGACCCGUAAAGCCUCUUCCUUUAAACCUCACCGGUAAAGGAAGUCCCUUUUUCAUCACCGACUCGAAUCGUCUCGUCUCAGUUGGUUGUGACAACAGAGCAUUGAUUACAGACAUCGAAUCUCAGAUCACAGGAUGCGAAUCGAGCUGCGACGGAGAUAAGAGUCGUUUAGACAAGAUCUGCGGUGGUUACACAUGUUGUCAGGCGAAGAUUCCGGCGGAUAGACCGCAAGUAAUCGGCGUUGACCUUGAAAGCUCCGGUGGUAACACAACUCAAGGAGGAAACUGUAAAGUUGCUUUCUUGACGAAUGAGACUUACUCUCCGGCGAAUGUUACAGAGCCGGAACAAUUUUAUACUAAUGGGUUUACGGUGAUUGAGCUUGGUUGGUACUUUGAUACAUCAGAUUCUCGGUUAACGAAUCCUGUGGGUUGUGUGAAUUUGACGGAAACAGGGAUUUACACGAGCGCACCGAGCUGUGUUUGUGAGUAUGGUAACUUCUCUGGCUUUGGUUACAGUAACUGUUACUGCAAUCAGAUUGGUUACAGAGGGAAUCCUUAUCUUCCUGGUGGAUGCAUUGACAUUGACGAAUGUGAGGAAGGAAAAGGACUAAGCAGCUGUGGAGAACUAACUUGUGUGAAUGUUCCUGGAUCGUGGAGGUGCGAGCUGAAUGGAGUAGGGAAGAUCAAGCCUCUGUUUCCAGGUCUUGUUCUAGGUUUUCCACUGUUGUUCUUGGUACUUGGGAUAUGGGGAUUGAUCAAGUUCGUUAAGAAGAGAAGGAAGAUUAUCCGAAAGAGAAUGUUCUUUAAACGUAAUGGAGGCUUGUUGUUGAAACAACAGUUAACUACAAGAGGAGGUAAUGUGCAGUCAUCGAAGAUAUUCAGUUCGAAAGAGCUGGAGAAAGCGACGGAUAACUUCAAUAUGAACAGGGUUCUUGGGCAAGGAGGUCAAGGCACUGUCUACAAAGGAAUGUUGGUAGAUGGGCGAAUUGUUGCUGUGAAAAGAUCUAAAGUUUUAGAUGAAGAUAAAGUUGAGGAGUUUAUCAAUGAAGUUGGUGUUCUCUCGCAGAUUAACCAUAGAAAUAUUGUCAAACUCAUGGGGUGUUGUCUCGAGACAGAGGUUCCUAUCUUGGUUUAUGAACAUAUUCCAAAUGGAGACCUAUUCAAGCGGCUUCACCAUGAUUCUGAUGAUUACACUAUGACUUGGGAUGUGCGAUUGCGCAUCUCUGUUGAGAUUGCAGGAGCACUUGCUUACUUGCACUCGGCUGCAUCAACUCCGGUCUAUCAUAGAGAUGUCAAGACCACAAACAUACUUUUGGAUGAGAAGUAUAGAGCCAAGGUAUCGGAUUUCGGGACCUCGAGAUCCAUAAACGUAGAUCAAACUCACUUGACUACUCUAGUUGCAGGUACUUUUGGAUACUUGGAUCCAGAGUACUUUCAAACUAGCCAGUUUACGGAUAAAAGUGAUGUUUAUAGUUUUGGGGUCGUCUUGGUUGAGCUCAUAACUGGAGAAAAGCCGUUUUCUGUAAUGCGGCCCGAAGAAAACAGAGGACUUGUGUCUCAUUUCAAUGAGGCUAUGAAACAGAACAGAGUUCUUGAUAUUGUUGAUUCUCGGAUCAAAGAAGGUUGCACGUUGGAACAAGUGUUGGCUGUGGCGAAACUUGCCAGAAGGUGUUUAAGUCUAAAAGGGAAGAAACGACCAAAUAUGAGAGAGGUUUCAGUUGAGCUUGAGAGGAUCCGUUCAUCACCCGAAGAUUUGGAGUUACAUAUUGAAGAGGAGGACGAAGAAGAAUGCGCCAUGGAAAUCAACAUGGAUGAUUCUUGGAGCGUCGACAUGACUGCUCCAGCUUCCCUCUUUGAUUUAUCGCCCAAGUUAGACGUUGAACCGCUGGUUCCUCAACGAACAUGGUGAUGAUGGAACCUAAAACACUGCAAAUGUACAAAGUGCUGUGAUAACAAAUUCUCUCAAUGUUCCAUUCUUUAUUAAUAAAAAAUUUGAUGAUGUCAAAGAAAAAAACUUGUAUUCUCCAAAACUUUUAGCAUAUAUAUUCGAUUACAGAAGAUUCAUAUUUGU